AUGUUCAAGCUAGCAACAUCAACCCCCCUCAAAAGAAGUCCAAUGCUCAUCUUAUCUAAAAGAUCUGCAACAACGAUCACCUCUUUUAACGAUAAGAAAUUGAUAAACUUACUCUCCAGGCUCGACAAGUUUGAUUCCGAAUCGAAGAUAUUCGACAAGCUUGACGAGCUUUAUCUUCUCAGUCAGAGAAAGGGGUUCUUCAAUUUGAACGCCAACAAUUUGGAGUUCUUAUCUAACAACAACAAGAUAAACGAUAACAUGAACAAUUUAUACAACUUCAAUAAUUUGAACAGGUUGGUAUCCAACCAAUACUCUAACCUAUUGAUGCUACCAAGUCCUUCAAAGAUGUCUUCUGGUGGAUCGAAUGGCAUCAACUCUGCAAACUUGUCCCCAAUGCCCCGGUCGAACGCUGUUCCCGGCGCCAAAAUCAACAUCGACACUGGUAACAUACUGUCAAACAAUUCGAAUUUCUUCAAAUCCUCCUACUCGCCAGUCGCUAACUCCAUCCCUGGACUAAACGCCUUUAUGUCUACGUCUAUGAGCAACUACAGCAAAAAUGCACCAGUAGACAAAUACUUGAACCUACUUCAAGGUUUAGCAAGAAAUGACGUGGAACUCAAGAACAGGAUCGAGCAGGUUUUGGAAGCGUUUAACGACGAGGACGAUUUUUUCUUCAACUAUGUUCUAGAAUUCUGGAUAAGUGGAAAGUCUUUCAACAAGAGGAAGGCAAAAAAGUUGCAGGAAGAGACGGGUAACGGCCAGUUACCUUCAAAUUUGACUAUGUGA
Pichia membranifaciens NRRL Y-2026 is the source of this 786-nucleotide messenger RNA. RefSeq lists its product as hypothetical. The record is from RefSeq and is a predicted model, not a curated record. NCBI's taxonomy places the organism in Eukaryota, Fungi, Ascomycota, Pichiomycetes, Pichiales, Pichiaceae. The coding region runs from base 1 to 786 and encodes 261 amino acids. The transcript has a single exon.